This is a messenger RNA of Guyanagaster necrorhizus, 1501 nucleotides long. RefSeq lists its product as uncharacterized. The record is from RefSeq and is a predicted model, not a curated record. NCBI's taxonomy places the organism in Eukaryota, Fungi, Basidiomycota, Agaricomycetes, Agaricales, Physalacriaceae. The coding region runs from base 69 to 1169 and encodes 366 amino acids. The transcript has 4 exons.
UUUUUCUUUCAACUGCCACGGUUUCAAUGCAGUGCCAUUGCGGUUUAUCAUAGCGAGACAGUUGUACAAUGCUGAACCGCGUCCGAGUCCUUCAACAAAUACCUCGGCGACAUUUUAGUUCUACCCUCAAGCUUUCAUCCCCCAAAAAAUGGCCCGCCUUUCUUACUGAAGAUGUUCCCAGUGAUACAACGGCCUUGGCUCUUAGGACGGCAUGUGGGCGUAAACCAUAUGGUCCCAAAGUGAUACAGAGCCUGCCACAGCUGGAAAGUCUUGAAUUCCAAGAUAUCCACAUGGACACCAUCGGCGAGGACCUCUUGAACGCAUUAUACUCGCGGCCGGUCCAAUCCAUUCGUUUUUCGAACGCCAAGUUCGAUGAUCAGCAGAGCUUUUCGAGGUUCGUCGGGCUUUUCCCACAGUUAACGAACCUCGACUGUCAUCAAGUUACCGUCAAGAAUUCUCAUAGGAUGCCGGUUGUGAAACACGCGUCUGUUCUUCAUACGGUCAGAUCCAACCAGUCACCAGACAUAUGGCGUUUAUUUCUGAACGGAUCUUUGGGUUCGGAUGAGACUCUGCGCAAAGUCACCUUGAACGAUGUUACCUAUAGUGAUAUUCCAUUCGUCGGUCUCUUCCUUCAGCGCUCCUCUACGACUGGUAUGCUCCAGGAGUUCAAUGUAAUGCAUGAUCAUGCUCGCCAAUCGGCUGCAGUCAAACACGCUUGGAAAAAAGAGCCUCCGGUUCUUGAUGUCUCCCACGUCAAGAGGCUCGGUAUCGACAUCCAUGGUCGCGUCAGGGCUACCUGCCUACGUAGUCCUCUCGAAGUUGUAUUACAGUGGUGGAUGAAAUCACUCGUUCCGCCUGGGAAAGAGUCGUCUCUGGAGUACCUGAAGAUCGUCGUAGGGAUGAACAAGGGAGCCAUCUACAUUGCACAGGAUGCUGGGAAUACAUGGAGAGCCCUCGAUUCCCUUCUUACCGAUGGUCGAUUUCCUGCUCUCCGAAUUGUCCAUGUCAUCAUCAAAGUGUGGAAACCGACCACUCUCCAAAAAGGUGAACGGCAAAAGGGACUGAUCCAGAGAAGCUGCCCUCGUUUGAAAAGGUCCAAGAGGUUACACGUCACUAUUGGUCAUGUCAAGACGAAGAAUAACUAUUUCAUGGAUACACACCUAUUCUGAUGAAAUGCUGGCUGGCCCUUCGAGGUGUUAAAGGACAGACUACGCGAAGCGGCCUUCACCCGCUUGAAGGUACAACUCAAAGUCUACCUUGCCUUCAAAUCCGAUACAGGUCUGACCAGAGCGGAAGAAGAGACCUAGACAGUUGGUGGCGACUAUGAGAACCAGUCAUUACUGUGGCUUCAAUGUGGUAUUUCCCUGUAUUUAACAUCGGUCUUCUGGUUACGCCAGCACCAUCGACGCUCUAACAUUCUAUAUAUCCAUUACUCAAUCUUGUCACCAUGUUUCCUUGCCAGUUUUGAAGUAACAGGUGUUUGGACAGUUUCCUCUAUGGG